UCCCCAUUUUACACUUAGGAGACACAAGAAACUUGAGUGUUCUUCCUCUUAGUUUUCUUCUUUUAUUCCCUUUUCUUCCUUGAAAGUUUUUCUCCUCUCCGUCUUUUAAAAUCCUUGAGCCUGGAUUAAAAGACUAAAAAAAUGGAGGGACAAGGAUGCUUUGGCAAUUUUGUUCAGAGAUGUAAGCCUUACAUAGCCAUGAUUUCUCUGCAAUUUGGCUAUGCUGGCAUGAACAUCAUCUCUAAGGUUUCACUCAACCGAGGAAUGAGCCAUUAUGUCCUGGUCGUCUACAGGCACGCCUUUGCUACCGCAGUUAUCGCUCCUUUUGCUCUAGUUCUCGAGAGGAAAGUGAGGCCAAAGAUUACAUUUCCGAUAUUCAUGCAGAUUUUUGUUCUGGGGCUUCUUGGGCCAGUGAUUGAUCAGAACUUAUACUACGCCGGCUUGAAAUUCACAUCGCCUACCUACUCUUGUGCCAUAAGCAAUAUGCUCCCAGCAAUGACCUUCGUCAUGGCAGUUCUUUGCAGGAUGGAGAAGUUGAACAUGAAGAAAGUUAGAUGCCAAGCAAAGGUGGUGGGAACAAUAGCGACGGUGGCUGGAGCCAUGUUGAUGACACUUUACAAAGGACAAGUCCUUAAUUUUGUGUGGUCUCAGCACAUGCAUCACCCUAAAUCCUAUACCCCUGAAGAUGCCACUGGAUCUGCUGACAAGGACUGGUUUAAGGGUUCCAUGCUUCUCAUCAUUGCUACCUUUGCAUGGGCUUCUUUCUUCAUCAUUCAGGCAAUUACAAUGAAGAGAUACUCAGCUCACCUCUCACUCACAGCCCUUGUGUGCUUCAUGGGCACACUCCAGUCUGUAGCUGUCACUCUUGUUUUGGAGCACAAGCCCUCUGCUUGGAGCAUUGGCUGGGAUAUGAACCUUCUUGCAGCUGCCUAUGCUGGUAUAGUGUCAUCCAGCAUUGCCUACUAUGUCCAAGGGUUGGUCAUGCAGAAAAGAGGGCCUGUCUUUGUCACAGCUUUUAGCCCUCUGAUGAUGAUCAUUGUUGCCAUCAUGGGCUCUUUCAUCCUCGCUGAAAAGAUUUACCUUGGAGGUAUUCUAGGCUCUUUAUUAAUCGUAAUGGGAUUAUACUCGGUUCUGUGGGGAAAGUACAAGGAAUACAAAGAAAAGGAAGCCAUUGAAGAAAUUCCUGAACCAGUAAAGGUAACUGGAGGAGUGAAUGGCCGGAUGGCAACCGUGAUGGAAGACAUGGAAGCAAAUGACAUCGAAAUACAGAAGAGUACUACUGAAGCUAACAAGGAGACCGUUCCCGUGCCUGCAGCCACUGGUGUUCCCAUCCCGCUGCCCCCCAUGAUAUAGGUAGCUGUGGAAUUAAGCACCAAAAGCCUAAGCAUGCAGCAUAAAGGAGAGAGUGAGAAAUAGAGAGACAAGAUUGCGUUGUUGCAUGCACGGUGACGAGGGGAAGGAGGCCGGAGGGAGGGUGGCCGGGGCUUUUUUGUCCCUCUAUGUAAUCUUCAGUAUUUUUUUUUUUCUUUGUUUUUCCUUUUAGGUUUUUAUCACUGAGUUACAAGUCUGUAUGGGCCUUGUAUCUUUCAAGUAAGCUUAUAUUUCGCCAAAAAAAA
Carya illinoinensis is the source of this 1616-nucleotide messenger RNA. Its product is annotated as WAT1-related protein At5g07050-like. The record is from RefSeq and is a predicted model, not a curated record. NCBI's taxonomy places the organism in Eukaryota, Viridiplantae, Streptophyta, Magnoliopsida, Fagales, Juglandaceae. Gene Ontology annotation, molecular function: transmembrane transporter activity. Gene Ontology annotation, cellular component: plasma membrane. The coding region runs from base 142 to 1353 and encodes 403 amino acids. The transcript has 7 exons.